Callithrix jacchus (white-tufted-ear marmoset) is the source of this 2111-nucleotide messenger RNA. It is a transcript of the gene TMCO1, whose product is annotated as transmembrane and coiled-coil domains 1. The record is from RefSeq and is a predicted model, not a curated record. Gene Ontology annotation, biological process: endoplasmic reticulum calcium ion homeostasis. Gene Ontology annotation, molecular function: calcium channel activity. Gene Ontology annotation, cellular component: endoplasmic reticulum; cytoplasm; endoplasmic reticulum membrane. Lineage: Eukaryota; Metazoa; Chordata; Mammalia; Primates; Cebidae.
GGCAUUUUUGAAUUUUAAUAAGUUACUAGUAUUCAUAAAUUGAAAUUUCACAUAAAACCCACGGUAUAUGGAUUUUCCCGAGAAACGAAGACAUCUCAGAAACUGGAUGCUCAUUCUCCUAGAGAAAUGGGUUGGAGUUGAGUAUCAAAUUCUCCUUUCAGAUGAACUUAAUGCUCCCUUAUCCAUCAUAGUACCUUCCACCAUUUUUUUAGGCUCAGCUUGCAUAAGGUAAUUUAUCUCUCUCUCCAGUCUAGGCAUCUGGGUUUAUGACCCCUUCUCUAAACACAUUGUUCACUGCUCUAUCACACGAUGAAUUUUCAGGCAUCCGUGUCUUUCAAAUUCCAUUUUGUCUAGAAAAUCCUUUGCUUUUUCCAAAAGCACUUCUACUUCUCUAAGGCACUGCUUCAAUUCCUUUCAUUAGCUGCCUCUGAGCACCCUCUCAACAGUGUCACGCAGCACUGUGGUGUAAUACCUCUAUUAAAACCCUUAUCAGAGAGCAUGUACAAGCUUCUCUCCUUCGCGCUGACAUUCGCUCCUUGAGGCCAGCGGCCCCCAAUUAAUUCAUUUCGCGGCCCCAGCUUCGAGUCCAUGGCCUGGCACCUACACCCAGGCGUUCAGUACUUUUGCGGUUCUUAAUUCACGGCAAACGCAAGCUGAAUUAAUAUUACGACCACAGAAGUGGGACUGGGGUAGAUGCCAAGACUAUCCCAGUAACUGGAUUCUGGCCGAGAAAAAGACGCGCGCCAGCAUCCCAAUCGGCAAAAACUACCGGGCAAGUUGGCCCCCGCCACGCUCCUGCUCUGGGGCUCAAGUUCCAAUUCUCGCGAGAUUCAGCCUGAGAACUAGCCCUUCAGCUCCAGUGAUUUGCGGGUUGGUUUCCUCUAGAUUCUCUUGGUCAAACAGUUUUCCGACACGAACCUUUCCGGGGCUGUGCCCCGGAAGAGGAAGUGCGAUCUUCGGGCUGUCAGAGUUGGUGUGUUACUCGGUAGUGGCGGAGUCUACGGAAGCCGUUUUCCCUUCACUUUUCCUGGCUCUAGAGCGCUUUCCACCUGGCGGGUGGGAGUGCACGGACGAAGGUGCGAGAUGAGCACCAUGUUCGCGGACACUCUCCUCAUCGUAUUUAUCUCUGUGUGCACGGCUCUGCUCGCCGAGGGCAUAACCUGGGUCCUGGUUUACAGGACAGACAAGUACAAGAGACUGAAGGCAGAAGUGGAAAAACAGAGUAAAAAAUUGGAAAAGAAGAAGGAAACAAUAACAGAGUCAGCUGGUCGACAACAGAAAAAGAAAAUAGAGAGACAAGAAGAGAAACUGAAGAAUAACAACAGAGAUCUAUCAAUGGUUCGAAUGAAAUCCAUGUUUGCAAUUGGCUUUUGUUUCACUGCCCUAAUGGGAAUGUUCAAUUCCAUAUUUGAUGGUAGAGUGGUAGCAAAGCUUCCUUUUACCCCUCUUUCUUAUAUCCAAGGACUGUCUCACAGAAAUCUGCUGGGAGAUGACACCACAGACUGUUCCUUCAUCUUCCUGUAUAUUCUCUGUACUAUGUCGAUUCGACAGAACAUUCAGAAGAUUCUUGGCCUUGCCCCUUCACGAGCUGCCACCAAGCAGGCAGGUGGAUUUCUUGGCCCACCCCCUCCUUCUGGGAAGUUUUCUUGAACUCAAGCAGAACUUUAUUUUCUAUCAUUCUUUCUAGACACAUACAUCAGACUGGCAACUGUUUUGUAGCAAGAGCCAUAGAUAGCCUUAGUACUUGGGCCUCUUUCUAGUUUUGAAUUAUUUCUAGGCCUUUUGGGUAUGAUUAGAGUGAGAAUGGCAUCCAGCAAACUUGAUCAUGCUUUUGGUCCUAGAUGGUUUUCAAAUAAGCGAAUUGAUUAGUUAAGUUCAGGUGAUGUUUAUGUAAUGAAAAACAAAUAGCAUCCUUCUUGUUUCAUUUACAUAAGAAUUUUCUAUGAGACUGACUCUCAAGGCCCUAUGUAUGCCCUGCAAGAGAUCUAGAAGGAAGAUUUAGUUUGUAUAACUCUUAAUUGUAACUGUUUGUUGAGCUGUUUUUUUUUUUAAGCCAAAUAUAUGACAUAAGAUCAAUAAAGAGGCCAAACUUUUAGCUAUGUUAUGCACAA